This is a messenger RNA of Triplophysa dalaica, 1579 nucleotides long. RefSeq names its product C-C chemokine receptor type 7-like. The record is from RefSeq and is a predicted model, not a curated record. Gene Ontology annotation, biological process: immune response; G protein-coupled receptor signaling pathway. NCBI's taxonomy places the organism in Eukaryota, Metazoa, Chordata, Actinopteri, Cypriniformes, Nemacheilidae. Gene Ontology annotation, molecular function: G protein-coupled receptor activity. The transcript has 2 exons. Gene Ontology annotation, cellular component: membrane. Bases 219 to 1406 code for a protein of 395 amino acids.
AGUUGUAGAUUCGUAUUUCCACUAACUCAAAUGACAGAUGCGCAGGUCUUGGAUCAACAUCACCGUCAGUAUCAACCUCAGAAUCACAAAACUUCCUCAUAAAUCCAUCUCAAAAAACACUUCUUCACUUCCACAUACAGCUAUCAUCGCAGUUCUGCUCAAAUAAAGACACCCGGUGCCCCACGAGUGUGUUUUAAACCGCGUUGGCACGCAAUGGUAUGGAUUACAGCCCAACAACAGAUUAUCCUCUGUACACUGAUGACAACUUCAGCGAUUUUAUUGAGCCAUGUGAAGCCAGCAAAGAGCAAAAGCAGAUCACGACCGUGAUCCUGACCACAAUCUACCUCAUUGUUUUCUUCUUAGGCAUAGUUGGAAACGUGCUGGUCAUUGCCACCUUUGCGCUGUACCGCCGUCUUCGUCUGCGCUGCAUGACCGACGUGUUUCUCUUCUACCUGGCCCUGUCUGACUUGCUCCUUCUGCUGACUUUGCCAUUGCAGACGGCCGAGACUCUAAACGACAUUUGGGUGUUCGGCGAGGGGCUCUGUAAGAUAAACCGCAGCAUGUACGCUAUCAACACCUACAGCGGCCUGCUGCUUUUGGCGUGCAUUAGCGUUGAUCGUUAUUUGGUGGUGGUCCACACGAGGGCCGUGCGAAAGCUGAAUUCUGGGACGCUGUACUAUAGCACACUGUCUGCCACCGGGGUGGCGCUGACCUCUGUCAUUUUAAGCCUGCCAGAGCUAUGCUUCUCUUCUGAAAUCACAGAGAUGGGUACUAAUAAAACAUUAUGCAGCAUGGACGUGUGGGCGGAAGAUGUGAGUAAAUGGAAGUUAUGGGCCAAAAUAGCAAAGAUCGCAGGGUUUUGCAUUCCAUGCGUGGCAAUGGUUUUGUGCUAUAGCGCUAUAGGCCGCGUGUUGCUCCGUGCAGGUGGGAAAUGCUGGCGUAGACAGAGGACUCUGCGUCUCAUGGCGUUGCUUGUUGUCCUGUUCCUGCUGUUUCAGUUGCCUUACACUGCGGUACUUCUGAUCAGAAUGUCCACACCCAAACCAACAUGUGACCAGUGGAACAGGGUCAACCUUGAAGAAGAGAUCACACGCGCCCUGGCGUAUGUGCGUUGCUGUCUCAACCCCUUGCUCUACGCUCUGGUGGGUGUAAGGUUUAGAAAUGACAUCAUAAGGUUGUUGACUGACACCGGGUGCAUGUGCCUGUCUUAUCUAACACCACAGCAUCACAACGGAAGCUCCGUCACGCCCUCCUCCCCUGCCCCGACCCUUCUGUCGCCUCAACCGUCCACCUACACAAUCACACCAACCGCAAGAGAAGAAAACACAGCCCAGACCUUCAUUUUUCCAGCGCCCAGGUCUGAUAAAAUGAAUUUGGUCAAGUCUUGGUGCCAUAGUGAUCAAUAAAAGGCUCUGAAAUAAAACAAUACUUUGUUCGCUUAAAAAAAAUGCAUGGUUUUGCUUUAAAAAGUUUAUAAUCUUCGCUUUUUUUAAAUGCUUAUUCUACUUUCUAUUUUCAGUUGUUCAUUAGUAAAAAGUUGUAAAUAAUACAAUUGGAAACAUACUGUUGUUUUUUCCUA